AAAGCUCGCAUUGGGAAUAAGAUGCUGCUGCAGUGGUUCGUGAUUUGCCUGCUGGCAAUGCCCGUGCUGACGGGCACCGGCCAAAACUGCCCGACGGAGUGCGCGUGCAACGUGGACGAGCACAAUCGCCGCCAGGUGAUUUGUACGAAAGGUGGUCUCAGCGCCAUGCCGGUGAGUCAGAUCGCCAAGGAUGUGCGCGUCAUUAUCAUCAAGGGGCCGGGCAACACCAUCACCAUCGGACACUACUUUCGGAAUUUCUCGCAUCUCGAGGUGCUGCGCAUCACCGACUCGCAAAUCCCCUCGAUGGGCUCCGAAUGCUUCUUUGGUUUGGUCAAGCUGCGCAUACUGGACUUAUCAAGAAACAACAUCACGAAUGUAAAUCGAAAUAACUUCCGAGGACAGGAUAAUUUACAUGAGUUGGACUUGUCCAAGAAUAAGAUACUAAACAUAUCCAGUACAACGUUUGGUCAUUUAACCGAACUUCAAAGACUCAAUUUGGCUGACAAUUCCAUAUUGGAGCUCGUGCCACGCAUAUUUUUCCUGCUCAACAAAUUGCGGUAUCUGGACCUGAGCGGAAAUCCAUUGCAAGACCUGCCGCCGGAUGUGUUUCGCGAUUUGCCGGAGCUGCGCAUUUUCAAAUGCCGUAAUUGUCAAUUGAAGAAAAUCAAUCCGCAGUUAUAUAACUUAUUGCCAAUGCUGCAAGAGCUGGAUCUGGGACGUAAUGAGUUUAAAUUCCUCGACAAGGAUGAAUUUCGCGACGUGAAAAACCUCACCAAAGUCCUACUUGAUGGCAAUCAACUGUCCGUCGUUGUUGAUGAGCUGUUUCGAAAUCAAAACGUGCUGCAACACUUGGACUUAUCGUACAAUCGUCUGGCAAAAGUGCCCAAUGAUUCGUUUAAACAUUUGGGCAAUUUGACGUUCCUGGAUUUGUCAUACAACAAACUGGUGAGACUGGAGCCGCAAUCAGUGCGGCGACUGAACAAUCUGCAAACGCUGAAUAUUAGCGGCAACGUUCAGAUGAAUUUGCUCGAUAUGCGCGAAACAUUCGAGGUCAUACCACAGCUGACACAUCUCUCGGUCGCCGACAUGGGAGUGCUGCCGAUGGGACUGCUGGUGCCGUUCAAGCAGCUGCGCUAUCUCAACAUAUCCGGCAAUCAUUUGGACAAUAUGUCACUGCAAGUAAUCGAUCCGUGCCGGGAGCUGGAGUUUUUGGACUUGUCGCGCAACCAAUUGUACGGCAUCAACGAGGACACAGUGGUGCGCAUCCAGCGCAUACGCAACGUGCGGCUGGACAACAAUCCACUGAUAUGCGACGAGUGUCACAUGGGAAAAUUAAUAAAUGUCGUGCAGCAUCUCCAGUGGAAAUGGGAAACUUAUCCGAUUUGCUUUUUGCCGAAACCGUUGCGCGGCUCUGAAAUCACUGAUUUGGACAUAUCGAAGCUGCAUGAUUGCUUGGACUACAUAACCGAUGAGGAGCAGAAUGCUGCCAGUACUUCGCACAAUUUUCUUGAACGAGGUGGCCUUAAUACUCUCGCCAUACUUGGUGGCAUUAUAUUGGUGUUAAUUGUUGUCAUCGUACUGGCUAUGGCUGUUUGUUUUUCCAAGAGACGAGCACGUUACUAUACACGUGAGGAUCGACUGAAUGGAGGUGAAAGCGGCAAGUGUAUCGAAAAGGGUUUGGAAACUAGUAACGGAAAUGGCGUAAACGGCGGCAGCCCUCCUGAGCACGCUAAGACGCCUACCACGCCCACUAAUGAAAUCAACUUCAAAUUUCCCAUCGACGAUCGCGUUUGCACCAUCGAUGAGCUGGUGUUGCCACCCGCACCACCGCCACCUAGCAAAGAACCGCCAUCACAGCUGCCACCGCCACCACCAGCCACAGCAAAUAGCGUACUGAAUAGUCUAACUUAUAAUAGUUGUACCGGCAAUAAUACGGCCACCGCCAUGGCGGCAGUAGCUGCAGCGGCCACCGUCAUACCACCCGGCGCGCCAUCGGCUGCGAGUGCUGCGCCAACCAUGUCGCCAGCACACAAUAAUCUACAAUCUGAGGCAAUCGUUGUUGUGCUGCCCACACCGCCAACGCAUUAUAAAACCGAACAACAACUGCAACAACCCCAGCAACUGCAGCUGACCACAAUCGAACCGCUGAUCAGUGUGAACUGACCGACGGCUAUUGAUGUUGCAAGCGCCUCAGCCACCGCAACAGCCACAAAUAAAAAUGUCAACACACCAGCGACGACGUUGGCGUUUUCGCCAUUGACCGCGAAAACGGGGAGAACGAUAGAUAGAGGACGGCAAGUGGCGUUUAUAACCACGACGCACACGUAAGUGCUCGCAACCAAUAUGUGCACAAGCUCCAAGUGUAGCGAGGCGGAGUUAUAUUUUUUAUCAUUCGAAAACAUUAACGAUAACUAUUUUUAAGGAACAUACAAAUAAGAUUGUGUAAAAUAAAACAAAUGCGCCGUAAGCGGAAACGAUUAGAAUUGAGAAGUUCGAAGUAACUAGUAACGGAUCUAGAUAUUUGUUAUAGAACGUAUGUUUUCUUCCAAAAGUUUUUAAUAUUGAUGUUAAAACUUCAGAAUUUCUCUGUCCAACACCCACCCAAAUCUUUUUAAGCAAAAAUACUAAGUUUUUUCAAUUUAACUCCAUCUUCACUCGUUUUCUGUAAGUUCAUACCGGGUAUAUUUUUAGGCUUGCAUAGUUCGGCGGACGUAUUCUCCAUCCUAUCGUCCGAUAACUCUCCUCUCCCCAGUAGUGAAGACACUUGAGGCCUUACUACUCCCGACCUUCACACACCACUUGAGCUUAGCAAACCACCAGCAUGGCUUCCAAAAAGUGCACAGUACCAUUACCAUAGUUCGUGGCCUUAAACAGAAACCACCUUACGAAAGAACGAUCGUCGUAGCGUUGAAUUUGUCAAAAAUCACACAACGCUACUUGAGUAUAUUGAAUAACAGCUUUCUCUAGGACUGAUGAAGUGGACCUUGAACUCGAGUUGCCGCGAGAAACUGUCUGGUUAAACUCCUUCUUAUCCAGAAUAGACACGGACGGGGAUUAGGUACGCGUUACAACAAUAAAACAUCUAGACCUUUUUAAGCGUCUGCUCUCUGAUACAUUCCAAUAAAAAUUAAACCCCAAUAACCCGUUUUUUUAAACCAUUAUUUCCAACGAAACUGUGAUUGGUCCGAGGAUUGCUAAGGAAUCUUUGCUCCUCCAAAAAAUUCACAAUAAGAAAUAUAACAGUCUUAUUUGAAUAACAGAGAUUACUUUGAAUCGCAGUAUGAUAUGGCUCGCCAUCUCUUUGAAGUCAGCAAUCCUCAAAGCAUUUUGCACCUGCUUGCAAUCAGUAAUAAUAAGAAAUCAUCCACUGAUAACAAUUUUUAAUGAAUGUAUCAUGUAUUUAAAACAAAAAAACAUGGUACGAAGAGUCAAUGAGGGAGAAGCUGGUUCAAAUAGUUAUCUUGGGUUUUUUAAGAGUUUCUAAACUAGGUAUGUUUAUUCUCAGUAUGCUAACAAACAGCAAGGUUUAAAAUCGACUUAAAAACUAAUUAGUUUUCUUUGCACCUGCGCCCCUCUUUCUAGCCAAACAACUUUUAUCUUCCAUGUUUGGUUUCCAAUGUUAACAAAGUUCUCUAAUAACUGCAAAAUUCAGUCUUCUAGUCCUAGUGAGCACCAACAUACCUAUACUUACUAUACUCUGCGUCAAAUUCCACCAUUGCAGCUAACGUAUGCUCAGUACUUAGUACUGACGCAUUACAUCCACAUGACACUACUUCAUAUGCAUGAAAUGUCAUCGCUUUUGAAUGUAAUUGAGCCAUUUCCAUUGAUUUAAUUGCGGAUAUUGCGCGAUUACAAGAUAUGAUUCAAUUCCGCUGGUGUCACGAUACGAAUACGCACAAGUAAAGCCCCUUGACACCGGAAAAAAGCACUUUACAAUGCUACAUGCGUACACAGAUAGGCAAAAGCUCUCAGCUGAGCGCGCGCAUAUGCAGCAAUUUAGUCAACACUCGAGAGCACUCAGUGCGAUAUGGUUCUCUUUCCGGUGAAUUUUAAUGAUUUAAUUCAGAAAAGCAUACCCAACAACAACAGGCGGUGCGCUACAAUGGCGGCUUCAAGCUAUUUUUGCUUCAUUUCACUCAACUGCACUUCUACUUCGGCCUUUUUGCAUUUAUGCAUUCUCAAUUUCCGGUGCAAUUAAAUAUCACGAAGUCGCUAAUCAAAAAUUCCAUUUCUAAUUUAAAAAUACGCAAAAAUUCUCAAUUCAAUAAUUUCUAUAAUUGAACUGUACAUAUUUCGUUUUCUCAUAAAUGUAUGCUUCGAUAUUUACACAUUUCAUUUGCGCCCAAAUGUAUGCUCCAAUUACAAUCGUUUCUGCUAAGGAGCGCGUGAGGUAACCAUCUUUGGUUUACGAAAACAUAACUGUGAAUUUGUGUGUACAGCGAAAAAAUGCGAAAACCUAAUGAAGCAUAAAAUUAGGCGCAGAAGCGUGCCGCAAACGUUUCAUUUACUUGAUAAGAGAGAUUAAGAUUAAAUAUUUAGUGUGUAAUACAUGCAUUUGCUAAGUUUAAGCGAUAAUGUGUAAGCUAUACUAAUUAUAGCCUGUAAGUAGCGGCGACACAUUCAAAAUGUGAUACUAACAAAAAAAAAAAACAAAUUGUGUUUAGCAAAUUAUAGCAAAUAGUGUAAUAAAUUUGCAGAACUAACGAAUCGAAUACUGAUGUAUAGGGCUAACAACAUAAGUAUAUAAGUAAUGUAGUUUAUAUAUAUGUGUAUAUAGUGUGUAAAAUGCACUCAAUGACAUUCAUAUGUAUGUAACACUUAUACCAUAUAAGCACAUUAGGGGGGUUCAUAUAAAUUCAAAUGUUUUUUUUAAUAUAUUAUAUGUGCCUCUAUAUUCAUUGAAAAUGCAAGGAGACUAUUUUUAUUUAAAACUUCAUUAAAAAGUUUACUUUUUUUAAAUUCAAAAAUUGUAAAGCAGACCUCUAUCUCACAGAGAGUUCAUGCUAAAGCGUUGAAGGUGGUAACUUUGCCGCGAAAUCUGUCUAAAUAUAUUUGUGGCAAAUAAGUUGGCAACUCAGUCGAACAAACGUCUACUUUGCUUUAUAAGCAAGAUGUUCCACUGCGGUCCUCAUUUUGAUCGUAAAAGUUAAAUGUCACUUUACACGAUUUUACACGAUUUUGCAUGGCAAACACUGAAAUUCGUGGUGUGUCAAAAUCGGCAAAUCAAAUUUGCAGUCGUAAGCCACGAACACUUUCUCCCGAACUGUCAUUAAAAAAAAAUCUUAAUAAAACUAAUUGAAUUUAAAAUUAAACAAAUAUUAUCCUAAGUGUUGGUUAGUUAGGCUUAAAGCGUUUUAAUAUUUUAAGCACAAAGCGAAAAGAGUCUUCACACCCGACCGAAAAGACAUAGUAAGUCUAAUCAUAAGAUUUCACAAUUUACAAUUUAAAAAACCGUUUAAUUAAGUUUUCUUUAAAUUUAACUUUGUUUUUAUUCAGACUUAUUUUAAAAAUAAUAUGUAACAGUAAUUAGUAAUGCAACAGCAAUUACUAUAAUUGAACAUUAGUAUCCAUAACUAGUUUUACAUUUGAGCAAAUAUUAUACCCAUUACUUUGGUUAAUAUUUCACACAACAAAUGCUCAAAACUUAGUUUUACUCAAACAGCUUGGCUCCAUGCAUUAAGCAUGUUUUCUUAUAUGUUAUUGAAUAAGUUUAUUGAAAAGAUUAAAAUAAGCCUUAAGUACGUUUACGUUUUAACAAAGAAAUUUUAAUUAACGAUUUUCCAUAUACUCUUCUAACAUUCGCUCGGUUUCAAAUAUUACUUACGGUAUUUACAUUUUUGAAUUUCACAUGUAAGGCAGUUAAAACUUUACCAGCAAUAAAAAUCGAUACUCAAUUGA
This is a messenger RNA of Bactrocera tryoni, 5898 nucleotides long. RefSeq names its product insulin-like growth factor-binding protein complex acid labile subunit. The record is from RefSeq and is a predicted model, not a curated record. Gene Ontology annotation, molecular function: protein binding. Lineage: Eukaryota; Metazoa; Arthropoda; Insecta; Diptera; Tephritidae. The coding region runs from base 22 to 2163 and encodes 713 amino acids. The transcript is spliced from 13 exons.